Messenger RNA from Felis catus (domestic cat), 2460 nucleotides. Its product is annotated as olfactory receptor 52D1-like. Lineage: Eukaryota; Metazoa; Chordata; Mammalia; Carnivora; Felidae. The coding region runs from base 1377 to 2327 and encodes 316 amino acids. Gene Ontology annotation, biological process: G protein-coupled receptor signaling pathway. Gene Ontology annotation, molecular function: G protein-coupled receptor activity; olfactory receptor activity. Gene Ontology annotation, cellular component: membrane. The record is from RefSeq and is a predicted model, not a curated record. The transcript has a single exon.
ACACACACACACACACACACACAUAUAUGCUUAAUUUUUGCAUGUGUGUCAAUGUUAAUGGAAAAAUAAAAUUUAUGCUUCCUUUUUUCAUUUUUCUGUCAGUUUGCAAAAAUAUACUUUACUUAUUCUAAGUGCUUCUAAGUAUUCUAAAAUAUAAAUAUACCACAGAUUUUUAAGUUCAGUAUUACUUUACUGAUGGGCAUUUUGAAUGUUUCAAUAUUUAUUCUUUUACAGGAACUUUUACAAUGAAAAUUACUGUAUAUACUUCCACAUGUAUAUAUGAACAUUGUCCACUGAGAUGGCACGUAGUUAAAUUGGUCUGUCCAAAACUUUGUUUUUAAUAAGAAUGAUCACUAUACAAUUUUCCACUAAGAGCAGGUUCAAUUUUCUCCAAUCAAUUGGGCAUAAGGAUCACUCUUUAGCCCAAACCUCACUAAUGCUUGUUUUCAUCAUUCCUGAAAUUCUGUUGGUUAAGAAAUCCAAUUCAUUUCCUGACACAUUGUUAUCAGCCCCACUCUGGCCAUCAUGCUGAAUGAGUUCCAUGUCAGUGUGAAUGAACUUCCUCCUGGUCCUUCCAAAGAAAGUCACACAUCCUCCCAAAUUUUGGGAUUCCCUUCUCAAAGCUAUGCACUAUCACUUGGCAUCUUGGCAUGAACUAAUAUGACUAAAAUCUAAAAGAAAAGGUAUAUUUUCUAUUUAAAACUUCCUAUCAUCCCUCCUGCCUUUCUAACCUGUGUCUUACAACUGUUUCUAAGUCCUCCAAACCCGUGACUCUUACACAUUUUUCCCCACAUGAUUCUACAUAUACAUUUACAAAUACAUGUAUCGUAAUGAAAGAAGAAGUUAAUUGAAGGAGCCAUUACAUACAGUGUGGUUUUGAUGAAUUAAUCAUACAGAAAUUCCACUAAGCAUCUAAACUUAUUUUUAUUUAUGUUUUUAUUUAAAUUCCAGUUAGUUAGCACACAGUAUAAUAUGGGUGUUAUAUGUAAGUACUGAAUCACUUAUCACAAUAUACCUGGGACUCUUACAUAUUUUUUAGCAUAUUACUUUUUACAUAUUACUUUCUUCUCAGUGUGUAAAAGAUUUUGGAUUUUCACACAUUAAGCUCCAAUUUUUGGUGCCUAGAUAUUUUCCCUCAUAUAGCAUCCAUAGAUCAGCCACAUUGUAAUUACAACUGUGAAAUAAUAUCUGAUAAUCAGAUAUGAUGAUGAAAUAAUUCAUAAAUAUUUACAGACAUUGGAAUUAUUUUAUGACCUGCAAUUCCCUGCAUUUUGGUUUACUUAGAUCAUCAAAGGUUUCAAAAUUUGCAAGCUAUUAUUUUUGUUUGUUGUAGAGGAAAAUACACCAAGAGAAAGCUAAAACAUCAGGCACUUGUUAUGUCAGCAUACAAUAAGACUGAUGUCCAUCCAUCAACCUUCAUCCUCAUUGGCAUUCCUGGGUUGGAGGCUGCCCACAUCUGGAUCUCCAUCCCCUUUUGUGUGGUAUACCUUUUGGCCCUCCUGGGAAACUGCUCUCUUCUGUUUAUCAUUAAGACAGACCCCAGCCUCCAUGAGCCAAUGUACCUCUUCCUCUGCAUGCUGGCUGUGGCUGAUCUGGUUGUGUGUAGUACAGCUAUACCAAAACUUCUUAGCCUUUUCUGGUUCCAUGAUGGAGAGAUUCGCUUUGAAGCCUGCCUCACUCAAGUGUUCCUGAUUCACUCUUGCUCUACCAUGGAAUCUGGCUUCUUUCUGGCCAUGGCUUUUGACCGUUAUGUAGCCAUUUGUAACCCAUUAAGACAUUCAGCUAUUCUGACACAUGCUGUAAUUGGGGGGAUGGGUCUAGCUAUAGUACUCCGGGGCACAGCACUUCUCAGUCCUCACCCCUUCCUGCUACGUUGGCUUCCCUACUGCAGAACCAAUAUCAUUUCCCACACCUACUGUGAGUUCAUGGCCCUCAUCAAGAUUGCCUGUGCUGAGACAAGAAUCCGUAGAGCCUACAGCCUCAUCGUUGCCUUCCUUACUGGUGGCCUGGACUUCAUAUUGAUCAUUUGUUCUUAUGUUCUCAUACUGCACACUGUCUUCCACCUCCCAUCCAAGGAUGCCCGAUUCAAGACCUUGGGUACCUGUGGCUCCCAUAUCUGUGUCAUCUUAGUGUCUUAUACUCCAGCCUUCUUCUCUUUCCUUACCCACAGGUUUGGGCACCAUGUGGCUCCCCAUGUCCACAUAUUUGUGGCCAACAUCUAUCUUCUGGUCCCACCCAUGGUGAACCCUAUUAUCUACGGGGUAAGGACCAAGAAGAUACGGGACAGGUUUCUUAAAUUUUUCACUUUUUCAAAGCCUGUGAAAUAAGUCUUUUGUGUUGAUGAGUAAUAUAUGAACAAAUGUUAUAUUAUCUAUCUUAGAAUGUGUGAUUUCUUUUUUUAAAAUUUUUUAAUGUUUAUUUAUUUUUGAGAGAGAGAGACAGAGUGUGAGUGGGGGAGGA